CAACCACCACUGAACCAACAGAUUUUGAGUUUUGGUGCAGGAUCUAUGUGCACCAUCCGCGCGUUGAAGAGUCUAAGACCUCCUUGGUACCCUCCUAGCAACGAAGUACGGAAGCUCAUCUCUCCUAAAAUCUCAAUUGCAAAAAACAUCUUGUCCAAUUUAUCACAACCACCAAUCACCACCACGCCAGCCACCUACUUCCGAAUUCCGGUCACCAUAUCGUCGGUGAAACUCACCCAUUUCCGCCAACCUUCUCCUGCAGUUUUACCAUUCGUUGUUCCUCUUUAGUUGGCUCAGCCCAAUUGAACUCCUAUCCUUGGCUCAGAUUUGCUUCUGCGCUCAAGAGAGGAUGUCAGUUGUUCAGAGCUGUCAACUUUGCCCAACAAGUUUUAUAGACUCACUCCAGAGCUCACUGUCCAAGUUUCAAGGUGUUCCUAUGCCACUACUUAGGUGCAAUUAUUCUAUUACUUUUGGGAGUCGUAGUUAUUGCUCAACCCAUAAUUUUAUACGGUCGUGUGCGAUCAAUGAGCAGAAUUUACCUAGGAAAUCCAGAUUUCUGCUCAGAAAGGAUAAUGUUUCAGGGUCGUCUAGUCAAACAUCCUAUUCUGAGUCAAAUAGAAGUGAUGGGAGUUCUAGCCAGACAUCAUUUUCUCAGUCAAAUAGAAGCGAUGGAAAUUCAUCGAGUGGUUGGUUAGAAAAGUGGAAGGAAACCCGUCAAAAAACUCCCCCGAAAUCACCUAGACUGGCAUUGAACUAUAGAAGCAGGGAUCAUAUGUUGAAUUCAUUUAGUGCUAGUGGUGAUUCGUCUAUCACGCAUGAUGGGGGAAGUACAAUGGACAGGAUUGUAAAGAAACUGAAAAAGUUUGGCUACAUGGAUGAUGCUAACGAAAAUGAUGAUAACCAAGAAAGGAUGAUUGAGAAAGGGUCAGUCGAGGAUAUAUUCUAUGUAGAAGAAGGGAUGCUUCCUAAUACACAUGGUGGAUUUUCUGAGAAUUUCUCAUUAGGGAUAGAGCAAGGUUUUAACAGCGAGGAAGAAGUACGAUUUCCAUGGGAGAAACCUGCUGCAAAAGUAGACGAGGCUAAAAACUCAGUUAUAAAGAGAAGCAGGACUUAUAUGGCUGAGCUUACUCUACCAGAGUCUGAGCAAAGGAGGUUAAUGAAUUUAACUUUGAAAACAAAGCAAAAAGUGAAGAUAGGUGGUGGAGGCGUUACACAAGCAACGGUUGAUAAAAUCCAUGAGAAGUGGAAAUCCGAAGAGAUAGUGAGACUAAAAGUAGAGGGCCCUCCUGCCCUAAAUAUGAAGCGAAUGCACGAGAUUCUUGAGAGGAAAACCGGCGGUCUUGUUAUUUGGAGGUCAGGGACAUCUGUGUCUCUCUAUCGUGGAGUGAGCUAUGAAGUUCUUUGGCGCACAUCUAAGAAAAUUGGAACUCAGGUUUCUGGCCGUUUGUUGCUUGAUCAAAAUACAAGAAUUCCUUCACAAAAUGAUUCUUAUGACAGUAAACAUUCUCCACAAGAAAGACUCCACAAAACUGGCGAUGAUAAAAAAGAUUCUGGACCUUUAACUGAAGUUAAGUAUGAGGAUGAAAUAGACAAGUUAUUAUCUGAUCUUGGGCCGCGAUAUGCAGACUGGCCAGGGGACAGCCCAUUACCCGUAGAUGCUGAUUUACUCCCAAAUCUAGUUCCUGGCUACCAACCACCAUUUAGGUUGCUCCCGUACGGAGUUAGACGUACUCUUGGAAUGAAGGAGUCUACAUCAUUAAGAAGGAUUGCUAGAACACUCCCCCCUCAUUUUGCUCUAGGCAGAAGUAGGCAACUAGAGGGUUUGGCAGCCGCCAUUGUGAAGUUAUGGGAAAGAAGUUCCAUAGCAAAAGUUGCACUGAAGCGUGGUGUUCAGCUUACAACAAGCGAGAAAAUGGCUGAGGAAAUCAAGAGGUUGACUGGGGGAAUAUUACUUUCCAGAAACAAGAACUUCCUGGUAUUUUACAGGGGCAAGGACUUUUUAUCAUCAGAUGUCACUAAAGUUUUACUAGAAAGGGAGAAGUUGGUAAAGGACCUUCAGGAUGAAGAGGAGCAGGCACGAACAAGAGCCUCUGGCUCAUUUAUACCUUCUGUUGGAAGUAGAGAACAUUAUAGAGCUGCUGGUACACUUUCUGAAACUUUGGAUGCAAAUAGUAAAUGGGGGAAGAGGCUUGAUGAUCAUCAGGCAGAAAAGAUGCUGAGGCAAGCUGAAGUAAUGAGACAUGCCAAACUUGUCAGGAAGCUGGAAGGGAAGCUUGCUUUUGCUGAAAGGAAGCUACUGAAAGCAGAAAAAACGUUGUCAAAAGUGGAAGAGUUCUUGAGACCAGCAGAUCAACAGCUGGAUCCUGAGAGUAUUACUGAUGAAGAGAGAUUUAUGUUCAGAAAGCUUGGUUUGAGGAUGAAAGCAUUCCUACUUCUUGGUAGACGUGGAGUUUUUGAUGGUACAGUUGAGAAUAUGCAUUUGCAUUGGAAAUAUCGUGAGCUUGUUAAGAUAGUUUUGAAGGCAAAGAAUUUUGAAGAUGUUAAAAACAUUGCUUUAGCACUUGAAGCUGAGAGUGGUGGCGUCUUGGUUUCUGUUGAUAAAAUUUCCAAAGGUUAUGCUAUCAUAGUAUUCCGAGGAAAAGAUUAUAUGCGUCCUCCUACACUGAGGCCAAAAAACCUUUUGACUAAGAGGAAGGCUUUAGCACGUUCCAUUGAGCUGCAAAGGCGUGAGGCUCUUUUGAAGCAUGUUGGAUUGUUGCAGCGGAACGUAGAGAAACUAAAAUCUGAAAUUGAACACAUGGACGUCAUUGAAGAAGAGAAAGACGAAAAAGAAGAGUUAUAUGAUAGAUUAGAUGCAGCAUAUUCUACAGAAGACGAGGAUAUAGAGGAGGAAGAAGACGAAGCAUACCUAACAACCUACGGCGACGAGGAUGAAAGUGAGAUGGAGGAGUUGUAGUGAUAAUCUCAUUCCAUAACUAACUACGACAAGUAAUUCCAGUUUCAGUCAAAUGAAGCAGAAGCAACAGCAGCAAAGGUUAAGGUGCAUUACAGAGACAGCAAUUGUAGAUAAACUUUGAAGUUGCAAUUGAAUUAUUUUGUAAAUAUAUGCUUGUAAAUUACUUAUGCAGGAUACUAUAGCUAAUUCUUAUUAUAAACCUCUAAUUCAUCAUCUUUGUCGAAAACAGUUAGCAUCCAUCAUUAAUGCAGGAUACUGAUUUUUAUUAUAA
Spinacia oleracea (spinach) is the source of this 3227-nucleotide messenger RNA. Its product is annotated as CRM-domain containing factor CFM3A, chloroplastic/mitochondrial. The coding region runs from base 350 to 2956 and encodes 868 amino acids. Gene Ontology annotation, biological process: RNA splicing, via transesterification reactions. NCBI's taxonomy places the organism in Eukaryota, Viridiplantae, Streptophyta, Magnoliopsida, Caryophyllales, Amaranthaceae. The transcript is spliced from 10 exons. The record is from RefSeq and is a predicted model, not a curated record. Gene Ontology annotation, molecular function: mRNA binding.